This is a messenger RNA of Apis florea (little honeybee), 2769 nucleotides long. RefSeq lists its product as uncharacterized. Gene Ontology annotation, molecular function: RNA polymerase II cis-regulatory region sequence-specific DNA binding; DNA-binding transcription factor activity, RNA polymerase II-specific. The record is from RefSeq and is a predicted model, not a curated record. Gene Ontology annotation, biological process: regulation of DNA-templated transcription. NCBI's taxonomy places the organism in Eukaryota, Metazoa, Arthropoda, Insecta, Hymenoptera, Apidae.
CAUUCAAUCCUGAAUACGUUUACUCGUGCAUGUUUACGAGCGUGUACAUUAUACCCCGUCCACGCUCGAAAAAGCGACACGGAUGUGCAUACGGUGGUCGCACACUUCGCCACCACUCAAACAGAAGCAGCGAUCGACACACGAGCCAGUCAGGCACCCUUCUGAGCGCGUGCAACGCGGUGCGCAGCAGCUGAAGAAGAAGAAGAAGACGUUGACAAAGAGAUGGUGGAGGGCGAGGGAGGCUGCGCUGCUAUAUGUAGCCCCGAAUCUUAGCCGGAGCAACUAUUACGCCCGAAAUUCUCGAGGCGGACGCACCCCCUUGCUUGUCGAGCAACAGGUACAGGGUACGUGAGAAAUUUUAUGAAAAUCGCGUGACAUCUUCUUCGAUCGGUUCAACGUUCAUUCGCGAUAUUUUUUUCAACUUUGAAAGAAUAAUCCCUUAGUGAUCGUGUGUGACAGUGAAGUUAGAUCAGACAGAUUCAAGAUAUGUUUUGUGUGAUUCGAAGAGACUAUUAGAAAAGAAGAAGAAGAAGAAGAAGACGAUAUACGUACACGCGAUAAUAGGAAGAAAAUGCCGAGAGCGUUUCUAAUCACUCAUCGACGAUACAAUGGGGUCGAAGAGGAGUUCGAUGGAUCCGGAAGAGAUUUCAGUCCUGAAAGAGGUGUAAGAUUGGCCGAUUAUAGCGGAAACCAUCCAACUUCUGACGGUGCGAGUGAAUGCGGUAGCGAAACAUCGUCAGAGUGUCCCGAAGAAUUGUAUAAUCUUACAAAAUUGGCAGAAGUGAGCUUAGCCGCGGCUGCUGGUACUUUGAUUCAUCCGAGUAACGUGAUUUAUCAACAAUCAGCUUCGCCUAGGUGUACUCAAUUUUCGGACAAAUGCGGAAGAAUGAUAACGCCACGAACAAAACAGCAAGAACCGCAAUUUCAAGAGCAUUCAGGGACCAUUGAAGAUGAACAAUCACUUGGUGAAAGAACAAGAUUAUUUUUUGAGAGGAUCGAAUGCGAACGUGAAAUUUUACAGAAUCGUUCGGAAAAAAGCACAGUUCUAGGUAUUCACGUACCAUCUCGUUCUCAUCACUUGCAAGAAGAACAUCGCAGUAUCGAAGUUUCUGAGAAUUCAUUAGAUAAAAUUGAAUUGGAAUCAAAUCAAUCGUCAUCCUCGACGAUUUUUCAAAACCGAAGGACAACCUCAACCUCAACAGAAACGUCGAAAUCCGAAGACAAUGAGGAUCACGAAUGUCCUGAUUGCGGGAAAAAAUAUUCGACAUCCUCCAAUUUGGCCAGACAUCGACAAACGCAUAGAUCUCUCGGAGAUAAGAAAGCUAGAAGAUGUCCACAUUGCGAUAAAGUUUAUGUCAGUAUGCCUGCAUUUAGUAUGCAUGUCAGAACGCAUAAUCAGGGGUGUAAAUGUAAUUAUUGCGGCAAAUGUUUCUCGAGACCAUGGCUCCUACAAGGACAUAUACGUACUCAUACAGGUGAAAAACCAUUUAAAUGUACAAUCUGUAAUAAAGCAUUUGCCGACAAAUCAAAUUUACGUGCUCACAUACAAACGCACUCGAACACUAAACCACAUGUAUGCAGUCGUUGCGGUAAAGCAUUUGCUCUGAAAUCAUAUCUGUAUAAACACGAAGAAUCAUCGUGUAUGAGGGCCCAUCAUCGAUCAUCUACAGAUAAAAUCGAUGGAAAUGAUCAAAAAAUAGCAUCAUCGACAAAAACUUGUGCACCAUUACCAUCUUCUUUGAACAGAUUACAAACAACAUCGUGUGUUACGGCAUCUCCUACAAGCGUUAUUGUUCCUCGCCUAGGCCUCAAUCGUGAUCAAAGAAAUUCAUCUUCGGCGUUUUCUGCGAUUAUUAGAAACACUAGAGUUCCCGAUGCGUCUACAUCACCUCCACCAUCAAAACGUUCUUACAGAGAGAAAACUCCAAGUGAAGAACGCGAAAGAAAAAUAUCUGAUAAUGUAACAAAGAAUCCAGAAUGUGUAUCAAGAAUGGUCAUUAGAACAUCCGUCAUAUCUCCUAAUCCGGAACAUCUCAGUCGUUUCAACAAUGAUACUUCUUCCAAUAAUUACGAUUUUUCCGAUCCUACGAGGUCUUCCGCAUUUUCCCAGCCAACGACAAUGACACUUAACUUAGCUAUCGCAUAGAUUAAAAUAGAAAAAUCGAAGAACAGAAGUAUCUUCGUUCAAAACAAUAGAACAAAAAUUAUGGCAAGUAUUUUUAUAAAAUAAUAAUGGCAAUAUUAUCGUAUACAGAUACACCAAAGAUUAUUUUAUACUUACGGAUCAGUAAAUUACUGAAACCGAAUGUAAUUUCAUAAAUAUGAAUUACCAUCUAAAUCCAAAAAUGAACAAUUAAAUUAUUGCUUCGUAGAAACAUAAAGACGUAAUUACUUAAUAACAACUAGUGUCAUUCCUAUCAAUAUUGAGAUAAGUUUGUUAAGUUUUAAUGAGAAACGUUUAAAAUUUUAUUAUACUUACUUAAUGGAAUCUUUAUAUGCAAUGAAUAUCCAUUUUUUAUAGUUGAAUGUAGAAUCAAUUUUUGAAACAAUUUAACAUAACAAAUACUAUAGAUAGAAAUCACGAAUGUUAUUCCAUGCACCUUCCUAAUUAGGGACCAUAUAACACAUAGUCAUAUUACUGAUAAAAUUGUGAGAGAAAAUUACCAAUUCCUAGUGUUGUGCCUUAAAUAUUUGUACGUAGUUACAGUUUUUUAAAGACAUAUCAUGCGUUGCAUUAAGAAAAAAAAUAAUUUAUUGAUUUAACGUGAA